AUGGCGCUAUCAUCGAGUGAUGCAGACGAGUUGGAAUUGGAAAUCGAAUCACUGAUUCCACCGCCUUUGGAAAACUUUAACGAGAGUGAUGGGACUGGGUCCAGGCUCAUGAUCAUCAAGAUCGUCAAUGAAAACUUCAAGAGCUACGCUGGUGUGCAUGUGAUCGGUCCCUUUCAAAAGAGCUUUUCGGCGAUAGUGGGUCCUAAUGGCAGUGGCAAGAGCAAUGUGAUAGACUCUAUGUUGUUUGUGUUUGGUUAUCGUGCUAGCAAAAUUAGAUCAAAGAAGAUUUCUGUCUUGAUACACAAUUCCAAUCAGCAUCCAAACGUGAACAGCUGCACCGUUUCUGUACAUUUCCAAAGAAUUAUUGAUAAGCCUGGUGAAGAUUAUGAUGUUGUUCCGGAUAGUGAAUUUGUUAUAUCUAGAACAGCGUUCAAGGAUAAUUCAUCACAUUAUGAGCUUAAUAAGAAGAAAGUACAAUUUAAAGAGAUUGCUAAGCUCUUGAGGUAUCAUGGAGUUGAUUUGGAUCACAAUCGUUUUUUGAUAUUACAGGGUGAAGUAGAACAAAUUGCACUAAUGAAACCAAAAGCUCAAAAUGAAAACGAUACGGGAAUGUUAGAAUUUCUUGAAGAUAUUAUUGGCACAUCUCGUUACAAAGAACCUUUGGAGAAAUUAUUGAAUAAGAUUGAAGAGCUAACAGAACGUAAAUUAGAGAAGCUACAUCGUCUCAGAGUCGUGCAAAAGGAGAAAGAGGCCUUGGAAGAACCUAUGCAAGAGGCGGUAAAAUACUUAAAGAUGGAAAAUUCAAUAAUCAGUUUGCAGCAUCAAAUUUAUCAUUGCAAAAGAUCCGAGGCAAUGAAGAAGAUUGUUGAGUGCGAAGCGACGUACGAUAGUAUUACUAAGGAAUAUACUACAUUAACAGACGAGAUGAUCAGCGUUGACAAACAGAAGGAAGAAAAGAUCAAGAUUAUCAAGGGAAAGAGUAAGAAGUGGGACGCUUUGCAACGGCAUAAGGACGAAGCCACGGCGAAGUUUGACGAAAUACGUAAGCAGGAUGAAUCGCUGCAUGCCGAACUGGUAGAGGCAAAUAAGCGGCGGAAAGCUAAUAUAGCAUCCACUAAAACGGAGAAAAGUAAGCUGGAGGAACUUCUGAAGGUACCAGAGAAAAACACUAAGGAUAUAAAGGAAUGCGAGUAUUUGAUCGAGACACAGAUGGCCAACAAAGAAAAGGAUGAAACUGCGUUGGCAACUUUGAUGUCGAAUCUACGGGAAAAGACAGAACCGUUACUAAAUGAGAGAUCCAAGUUAGAGAAACAGCUGAUAUCUCUUAGGAAAGACGUGGAUCAAGCAAAAGCCGCAUACGAUAUCGCGCAAUCUGAAUUGGAACUUUAUAUAUCGGUGGAGAAAGUCGAGAAAGAAAAAUUAGAAAAUCUUCGAGAGUCUUUGGAAAGAACUGCGAGUACUCUUAAAGAGCGACAAAAGCAGUUGGCAUUAUUUGAGACGAAAAUCCCAGCAACCGAGCGCAGUUUGAAACAGGCUCAGAGCGAACUAAAUGAAGCAAAGGCACUCGAAAUCGAAAAAACCACUCAGCUGCAAAAAAUGCGAAUUACUCUUGAGGAGCAGCGUUCUGCCAUGCACGCCAGCAGGUCACGAAAUCAUGUCUUAGACUCAUUGAUGAAAGAAAAACGUGAGGGACGAAUACCUGGAAUAUUUGGGAGACUGGGCGAUUUGGGUGCUAUUGACGUCAAAUAUGAUGUCGCUGUGUCGACGGCAUGCGGUCCACUGGACGAUAUUAUUGUGGAUACAGUAACCACUGCACAGGCAUGUGUCACCUUUCUGCGACAACAUAAUAUAGGACGCGCUACAUUUAUAGCUUUGGAAAAACAGCAACGAUUCCAGACCAAGAUAAAUCAGAGAAUUCAAACACCAGAGAACGUACCUCGACUGUUUGAUCUGAUUAAAGUGGAAGAUGAGCGAGUGCUGCCAGCGUUCUAUUAUGGUCUACAAGACACUUUGGUAACGCAGGAUUUGGAUCAGGCAACACGCAUCGCUUAUGGUAGGAUGCGGUUUCGCGUGGUAACAUUAAAAGGCGAACUGAUCGAGCUAUCGGGUACGAUGAGUGGUGGUGGUCGUACUGUAUUCCGAGGUCGGAUGGGUCAGAAGGUGGUGAGAAAUGAGCCGUCGAACGCAGAUAUUGAAAAAUUACAAUCACAGCUAGAUAUCGUGUUUGAAGAGUGCAAUAAGUUGAGAGCGAAGCAAAAACCUUUGGAAGAACAAAUUCACGUGUUGACAUCUGGUUUAAGGGAUAUGAAAGUUGAUAGGCAAAAAUUUAAUAUUGAAGUACAGGCGCUGAGUGAGCAGGAGCCAUCAUUACGAGUGCAACUGAAUGCGCAGGAAAAAACUGCCGCCAACGCUGUAGCAGAUCCAAAGAAAGUUAUGCAACUGCAGAAAGCUGUGGAAGCAACGAAAUUGCAUUUAGACAAAGUCGAAAAGAAUUCCGCUUCGAUAGAAAAAGAGGUGGGAUGUAUUAACAAGAAAAUAGAUGAUAUCUCUGGUAGUCGGGUGCGGGAUCAGCAGGCGAAAAUUGCGCAGCUGACCAAAUCGAUUGAUAAAACCAAGGCAGAGAUAUAUCGUUUGCAGGUGGCUAUUAAGACUGCUGAGAGAAACGUCAAAAAAACUGAAAAACAUAUAGAAACGCUGGAAAGCGAUGUACAUACCUGCGAACAGAGGCUAAGGGACAUUCAGAAAGAAAAAUCCGAACUCGAGGAACAUGCUAAAGUAAUUCUGGAUGAAUUGAAGGAACUCAAUGAGGCGCUGGUAGAGCGGGACGACGCUACAUCAUCUUUGAAAGAUGAGCUGAAUGAAUUACAGGCGCGCGAGGACAAAAUGAAGGCGACGAAGAUUGAUGUGGAACAGAAAUUAUAUGAAAACAAAAAAUCGUUAAAAGAGUUACAACAAAUGAUCCCCGUGUAUAACCGAGACAUAAAGAAUUUGAAACUACGUCAGAUUCCCCAUGAAGCUUUAGAACCGUUUAAGGAUUUAACUGAGGAGGAUAUCAAUCAAUUGGACAUGAAGAUGUUGCUGCAGAAUUUGCAGAGGAUGAAGAAAAAACUACCCGAGCAGAUACCUAACAUGCAAAUCAUCGCGGACUAUGAAGAGAAAGAUGCGCUGUACAUGAGUCGUGCCGCUGAUCUGGAAGAGACGACAUCGGCACGUAACAAGAUGCGUGACAUCUACGAAACUGCUCGGCGACGCAGGAUUCAGGAAUUUCUGCACGGUUUUAGCUUGAUCACUACAAAAUUGAAGGAGAUGUACCAAAUGAUUACGCUUGGUGGCGAUGCGGAACUGGAACUGGUGGAUUCGUUAGAUCCGUUGAGCGAGGGUAUUGUAUUCAGUGUGCGUCCGCCCAAGAAGUCAUGGAAGAGCAUCGAUAAACUCAGUGGCGGUGAGAAGACUCUAAGUUCGUUAGCGCUGGUUUUCGCUCUCCAUCAUUACAAACCCACACCUGUAUACUUCAUGGACGAGAUCGAUGCGGCGCUUGACUUCAAGAACGUCUCCAUUGUUGGUAACUACAUCAAAGAACGCACGAAGAAUGCACAGUUUAUCGUCAUUUCAUUACGUUCAAAUAUGUUCGAAUUGGCCGACUCUUUGGUGGGCAUCUACAAGACAUUUAAUUGCUCUAAAACUGUGACUCUUCAACUGUCCCGUUACUACGAAAAUAAUGGUAUCAUGCCGCCUACACAGCUUACCUCUAAGACUUACUCGUCCCAGGCUUCGCAGAAAUCACGAUUGCCUUUGUCGCAACACACUCAGUCGAAUUCGCGCAAGGAAAACACCACGCCCGCGAAGGAUAAUAAUGCGAAAGAAACAUUAUCGAACGGAAAAGAGAUGUCGCCUGCGAAGAACAGUAAUGUGAAAAAGACGUCAUUGAACGGGAAAGAAACAUCGCUCGCGAAGAACAAUAAUACGAAAAAAGCGUUAUUAACUAAGAAAAAAACAUCCUCCGCGAAAAACAAUAACGCGAAUGAAAUACCAUCAGAUGUGGAAGUAAACACAACAAAAAAUAAUGCAAAUGAAACACCGAAUGGAAAGCGGAAGAAAGUUGAUCCAUUAGGUCUUCCGAAAUUGACGAUAUGCCUAACACCAGUGUCAACGCCAACCCGGCAGUCUCCCAGGCUCGCGAAGAAAAACAUGGAAAGGACAGAGAACGACAACAAGGAACCGGCUAGAAAAAAGCAAAAGUCGAAGUAACGUGGCACUUCCAGAAUCAGUAUGAAAUGAUACGA
This is a messenger RNA of Cyphomyrmex costatus, 4283 nucleotides long. It is a transcript of the gene glu, whose product is annotated as structural maintenance of chromosomes 4-like protein gluon. The record is from RefSeq and is a predicted model, not a curated record. Gene Ontology annotation, biological process: mitotic chromosome condensation. The transcript has 8 exons. The coding region runs from base 1 to 4248 and encodes 1415 amino acids. Gene Ontology annotation, cellular component: condensin complex; chromosome. NCBI's taxonomy places the organism in Eukaryota, Metazoa, Arthropoda, Insecta, Hymenoptera, Formicidae. Gene Ontology annotation, molecular function: protein binding; ATP hydrolysis activity; ATP binding.